CCAAAACUCAAAUCUUUUUGAGAGGGCUUAGGGGGUGCGGAGCUGAUUGAUGUCUUUGGUAUCUGGAGCCAGGGACAUGGGGUUGGACGACAACAAGAACAACAACAACAACAACAAGGAAGGUGGAGAUGAUGAAAACACCUCCAGAACCGACGACGAGGCUGUUGGAUCUUUGGGAAGACAGAUGAGCGAAGCUUCUCUUUGUGCUACCGAGGAAGAAGAAGACGAGGAUUCCAAAUUACAAUUGGGUCCUCAGUACACUAUCAAAGAACAUCUCGAGAAGGAUAAGGAUGAUGAGAGUCUGAGGAAAUGGAAGGAACAGCUUCUUGGAAGUGUUGAUGUCACCAACAUUGGAGAGACUCUUGAUCCGGAAGUGAGGAUUCUUAGCCUUGCCAUCUUGUNGUACAUUAUGAACGGCUCUAAGUGGCCAAAUUAA
This is a messenger RNA of Camelina sativa (false flax), 436 nucleotides long. Lineage: Eukaryota; Viridiplantae; Streptophyta; Magnoliopsida; Brassicales; Brassicaceae. The record is from RefSeq and is a predicted model, not a curated record.